UCCUCUUCUUCCAGGGGAAGCCGCCGGCCGCAGUCAAAGCUGAGCGCCUGCAGUUGCCACCGGCCCCCUCGCACCCGCUUGCUUUCUCGAAUACCUGCACCCUUAGCAGAACGGAGUUGGCUUCUGUUUUCCGUUAGCGCUUCGCUGCACGGACAAAUGCAUACAAAUGCAUUUAGGAGCCCACAGGACAAGGCGUGGAAAGGUCUCCCACACGGCAAAAACGAAACUGCUUCUUCCUUUUAUUGUGCUAUGUGUGGCAAGGGCUGCUGUUCAUGCACAAGAACAAGGCAUAGAUAUUCUUCAUCAACUAGGCCUUGGAGGCAAAGAUGUAAGACACUCAUCAUCAGUGACUGCUACACCAUCAUCAUCUACACCACUACCUCAGGGAGUCCAUAUAACAGAAUCCGGUGUCAUUUUAACAAAUGAUGCUUACAUUGAGUCACCUCUCAGGAAAAUUUUACCAGUCCACUUAGAACAGCCAUUUACAAUAUUAAUUGGGUUACAGUCACAUAAAGUAAACAAUGCAUUUCUCUUCAGCAUUAGAAAUAAAAAUAGACUGCAAUUAGGAGUUCAAUUAUUACCUAAGAAAGUAGUGGUACACCUUGGAGGAAAGCAGUCUAUAUUUUUCAACUAUAGUGUUCAUGAUGAGCGAUGGCACUCAUUUGCCAUCACUAUUAGAAACCAACUGGUCUCGAUGUUCGUGCAGUGUGGAAAGAAAUCUUUUAGCAGAGAGACUCUUUUGGAACUUCAGACAUUGGAUUCUAACAGUGUGUUCACCUUAGGAAGUAUGAACAAUGAUUCUGUCCAUUUUGAAGGAAUAGUAUGUCAGCUGGAUAUUAUUCCUGCUGCAGAAGCAUCUGCCAACUAUUGCAGAUAUGUGAAACAGCAGUGCCGCCCUGGGACAAGCCUUCUUCAUACAACUAUCGGACCCGCUAAGAUACUAGAAAACGCUGCCUUAGCUAAACCAUUUGGUGAACAUAUACUGUCAGGAGACACACUUACCAAAGGCACAAACACUCCAAAUAUCAUCAACAAUGAAUCUGCAAUGGCAUAUAAACAACAAGAACACCAGACAUCAAGAUCUCAGUUAACUUCUCUUCACCCAGGGAAUGUCUCUGCUGUGGAUCGUGAGAGCCAUGGGAUUCAGGACAAAGAAAUAAUCACUGAGGAACAUACUCAGACAAAUCUAAGCCUGUCAAUGACCCAUCAUCUCCUCAGUGAGGCAAGAAUAAAUACCCAGGAGAAAUUUAGUUCUCUCUCAAAUGUGUCCAGCAAUUUAACACAACAUAAUGAUAGAGUAACUGAGCCGAUUCUGUUUGAGAAGAUAUCAUCUAUUCUUCCAUAUAAAAAACAAGGUACAGUUAUUAAUGGCAAGAAGGCUAUCACGGCAAAUCUACAAACUAAUGAACUCAUGGAACUGCAACAGAUUUUAAAUACAACCUUGUAUAGAGUGACAGAUGAGCCAUCUGUGGAUAAUCACCUUGAUCUAAGGACGGAAAGUGAAAUCGAUCCUGAUGCUACUUAUCCCAUUGAAAAUAGCUAUGAAACUGAGCUUUAUGACUACUAUUACUACGAUGAGGAUCUUAAUACAAUGCUCAAAAUGGAGAAUCUCAGAGGGCCAAAAGGGGACACUGGACCUCCCGGUCCACCUGGUCCAGCAGGUAUCCCAGGUCCCUCAGGAAAGAGAGGCCCACGGGGCAUACCAGGACCACAUGGAAAUCCUGGGUUGCCUGGAUUACCAGGUCCAAAGGGCCCCAAAGGAGAUCCAGGAUUUUCCCCAGGUCAGGCUACUUCUGGACAAAAGGGUGACCAAGGCCUGUCUGGGUUAGUGGGCCCCCCUGGCGUGCAAGGUGAGAAGGGUCUCAAAGGAUAUCCAGGCCUCCCAGGACUCCGAGGUGAACAAGGAAUUCCAGGAUUCACUGGAAAUAUUGGUUCACCUGGUUACCCUGGCAGGCAGGGUCUAGCUGGCCCAGAAGGUAAUCUGGGUCCUAAAGGUGUACGAGGUUUCAUUGGUUCUCCUGGGGAAGCAGGACAGCUGGGGCCUGAAGGAGAGAGAGGUGUUCCUGGGAUUCGUGGAAAGAAGGGUCUUAAGGGAAGACAGGGUUUUCCAGGUGACUUCGGAGAGAGAGGCCCCGCUGGUCCUGAUGGUAGUCCUGGACUUGUAGGUAGCAUUGGUCCUCCUGGAUUUCCUGGGCUUAGAGGCAGUGUUGGCCUAGUGGGGCCAAUUGGACCUUCUGGAAUUCCUGGCCCAAAGGGUCUUUCAGGAAAUAAGGGCGUUCCUGGAAUCAAAGGUGAUAAGGGGGAACAAGGCGUGGCAGGGGAGCCCGGAGAGCCAGGCUAUCCUGGAGACAAGGGCACCACUGGUUUUCCAGGACCACCAGGCGUGAGAGGGAAGCCGGGACCUUCAGGCAAAGCAGGUGACCCAGGACCCCAAGGACCAUCUGGCCUUCCAGGACCAGAGGUAAAUGUUGGUGGGAAGAUGAUAAAUUUGGGAAAAAAUAGUAGAAAUUACAUUUGA
Myotis brandtii (Brandt's bat) is the source of this 2518-nucleotide messenger RNA. Its product is annotated as collagen alpha-1(XXIV) chain. NCBI's taxonomy places the organism in Eukaryota, Metazoa, Chordata, Mammalia, Chiroptera, Vespertilionidae. The transcript is spliced from 20 exons. The record is from RefSeq and is a predicted model, not a curated record. Gene Ontology annotation, cellular component: basement membrane. The coding region runs from base 167 to 2518 and encodes 783 amino acids.